Perca fluviatilis (European perch) is the source of this 5074-nucleotide messenger RNA. Its product is annotated as neurabin-1-like. Gene Ontology annotation, cellular component: actin cytoskeleton; dendrite; cytoplasm. The record is from RefSeq and is a predicted model, not a curated record. Lineage: Eukaryota; Metazoa; Chordata; Actinopteri; Perciformes; Percidae. Gene Ontology annotation, molecular function: actin filament binding. Gene Ontology annotation, biological process: calcium-mediated signaling; neuron projection development; actin filament organization.
CACACACACAGGCACAAACACACACACAUCAGCAGGUGCUGCAUCACUGCUCUACUCUGCCUCACACACACACACAGUGUAGACAGUGCAAGAUCUGGCUGAAUGCACUAACCUGCAUCAUGCACACAGGUGAAUAUCCACACAAAGCUUACCUCUGAGCCCAGGAGAACCUCUGUCAGAGUGCUAUCGGUUUUCACAGCAGAUGGCAACGCUGGCAAAGAUGCUGAAAGACAGGUAAAGGGAGGGAGCCGUCAGCACCGGCUGACUGCAGACAGACAAACACUUCUACGGAGACUUGCUGUGGUGAUGGUGAAUCAAUAUCUUAAGACUACCUGAUGACAAUGGAGUUUCUAGGGCCUGACUUCAUCACCUGCUGUCACCAAACAGAUGCAGUGUAACCUUUUAAAACCCACCUGCUCUAUUAUCCAGCAUAUUUCUUGCCUUAUUGCUACCAUUCCACUGUACCAGCACAUCCUUAAACAUUAUCUACCUGCUCGACACUUGCCCAGGUGCUUCCAUUAGCUUUUAAAAGCUCCUCCAGUUUUUUUCUCCCUUCAGAGAACCUCCAUUCCCAGAUGAUGCGGACGGACGUUAAAGGCCGAAGCGCCUCCCCUCACAGGAUAACCUAUAAGUCUGACUUCCACGCCAUCAAAUGUUCAUUUGACACUGCGACCAGUCUACAACCAGCGACCAAACCUGCUGCUGCUGCAGUGCACCCAACCAGGCUGCCAUCCAGCCUGUCCGAUCCAAUGAUGUCCCACAGCAGCACCAGUGGCAGCAGAGGGAGAGUCCACAGCACCAGGGGGACCAAGAUCCGAGACAACAUCUUCCUGAAAAUGGACAACCGGCAGCCGAAACCAGAUGGAGGUCCGGUGCAGAGUUCUGGCUCCCCACCCCUCCUUCCUCCCCGUAAUCCCACCCUACAGCUCCAAACGUCACCUUUCUCUGCAUCCAGACGUUCGGUCGUCAUUUCCUCGUCUGUUCUGAGCACCGCGGCCAACAUUUCUCUUCCAGAAUCUUCCCUGCCGCAGGAUAAAUCAACCAGAUCAGAGGAGAUGGCGGACAUUGACAGAGCUGCUCUGGCUCAGAAGUUCUCUGUCACCCGGAGGUUGUUUGAGACCAAGGUGAUGGAGGUUGGAGGUGGUGGAGGGCAGGUUUCGAAAGGGAGGGGAAGCAAAGCGGAUGGGGAAGAGGGGAUAGUGGGAGCCAGCCAGGUGGAAAAAGAGGGGGCUGGCUUUGAUAAAGACCAAUCCGUAAACCCACCCAUCGUAAAUGUGUCCUUGCCAAAGCCUCCUCCACAGGACUCGCUGACAAGGCACCCUACAUCACCCGUAUCCGAUGGCCCAGGUGAAUCAUCCAACAAAUCUCCCUCCUGUCUUGACAAACAUGGUCAAACCACAGCAUCACAAACGGAGGAAGAAAGGACAGCAAGUGCUACUCUUAACUUCUACUUGACUCCUGAGGAGCCAGUGAGGGCGGAACUAGUGGACGUAAAGAACGGGUCAUCAGAAAGUGAUGAGAAUGAGGAAGAAAAGGAGCGGAAAGAGGACAAAAACUGGCGUAAGGAUGAGGGGGGGAAGUACACGAACAAGGUUGUAGGAGAACGUGUGCAGGAGCUAGUGGAUGAUGUUUUUGAAGAGCCCCGCAUGGAAACACCUAGACCUUGUAGGCCAGUUGUUCCUUCAGAAGAACACCAGAAGGAGUCAGCAUCAGCCAGCGUGCCAUCUAAAAGAGAGACUACGGAAGGCCGGGAAGGUGAAAGAGACAAGUAUCAGCAGGUGAGUGAAGAAUGGGAGGGUGAAAGGGAGGGGCAGAACACCCAGUUCAUUGCACGGGCUGAGGAGUCAACAGAAAAGAGGGACAACGGGGAGAAAAAGCCUGUGGAAGAAAGUGCUGGAAGGACAGAGAGCGACGUGAUGCAAGAGGAGGAUGAUGACAAGGAAGUUGAGCGAUACAGUGUGGGAAAAAGGAAAGGUGGAGAAGAAGAAGAACGCAAACAAAGUCGAGAGGAGGAAAGAACUGAGGGAAAAGGAGGUUCAACAUCGGAGCCGCGAGAGGAGAUCCAGCACGAGCAGCGCAGAGAAGGCAGGGAUGGAAGAGAUGAUAUCAGAGAAGGCGAAGAGGACCAGACAGGAUGUGCAGUUAUAUGCGGGAUUGAGAACGAGGCUUUUGUGCAUGAGCAGGAAUCCCACUCUCACCCAGAGCAUCCAAGUCAGGAAUGGGAAAACUCUUUACAUGGAAAUCUGCUUUCAAUGCAAUAUGCGGAAAUUCCUGGUGUGCCUGAACUGGAGGAGGAGGAGGAGGAGGAGGAGGAGGAGGAGGAGGAGGAGGAGGAGGAGGAGGAGAAGGAGAAGGAGGAUGCAGCAGAAGUUGCAAAGAGAAAAGUCCGGUUCACGUCAGCACCAAUCAAGGUGUACAGCACUUAUUCUAAUGCAGAGUACGACAGACACAAUGAGGACAUUGACCCGGUGUCCGCCUCGGCUGAGUUUGAGCUGGAGAAGAGAGUGGACAGGAUGGAUGUCUUUCCGGUGGAGAUAGAGAAGGGAGAAGAGGGCCUGGGCAUCAGUAUAAUAGGAAUGGGUGUAGGAGCCGACCAGGGGCUGGAAAAACUGGGAAUCUUUGUCAAGACAGUCACCGAAGGAGGAGCAACACAGAAGGAUCGAAGGAUUCAGGUGAAUGACCAGAUAGUGGAGGUUGAUGGGGUGAGUUUGGUCGGAGUGUCCCAGCUGUUUGAGGCAAAAAGGCUAAAAAAAAGCCCCCCCCCCUCCAAAAAAAUGUUUUUGAUUGGCCGAGAGAAGGCGGGCGUGGAGAGCGAGGUGGCGCGACUGAUCAACGAAAGCCUGGAAAUGGAUAAAACAUCCAAGAUGGGAAGAGCAAGCGAGGAUGAGGAAAAUGACUGUAGCAUGUCAGAGAGGUCAGUGGCAGAGGAAGAGGAGGAAGAUGAAGUGGAGGACGUCGCUGUUCUUUCCGGUCUGGACAACUACCAGCUUUGCCUCAAAUACCAGCAGCUUCAGUCGAAACUACGAAACCGAGCAGCCCAGCUUCACCACGCCAGAGAAAAGUUAAAGGCAUGGGAGGAGCAGCAGGCCUGUUGGGAGAGCCAGAGGACUGAGCUGGAGCAAAGAGUGGAAGAUGGAGAGGACAAAGCUGACAAACUAGAGAAGUAUUGGCAAGAGGCCCAGACACUAUGCAGGGUUGUGAGCCAGCGACUGGCUGAUGCCCAGAGCCAAUCGGAAAGCUUGGAGAUCAAAUACAGCAAAGCCAAGAGACUGGUCAGAGAAUACCAGAGCAGAGAGGAGGAAAGGGAGAACAGAGAAGCAGAUUUGAGAGGACAAAUGGUGGAGAGAGAGAAGCUGCACAGAGAGACAGUUGAAAGACUACAAAUCCAGAUAGCGCAGCUUGAGGGGAAAAAUCCUGCAGCUGAGAGAGAGAACCACUCUGGGGACACUUCAGGCACAGACUGGCAUCUUCCAGUUCCUGACGCAGGACGUCUAGACUCCAGCGCUCACAAAGCCAAAGCUCAGCUGGCCCAGAAAUCCAAGCGCCACCCGCCCUCUCGAGACAAACUCCGAGAGAGCUUCAGAAAGCAGGAAGAGGAAGUUGAGAAACCACAGCAGAGCGAGUCCCUGUCUGCUGCCACGGUGAUCCAAAGGAGCAGCAGAAGUGACCUGUCCAGCGCCUCGUCUUUCUCCGCCCUCAGUCCUCACCCUGCCAGCAGCUCCGUCUUCACGCCUCCCAUCUACAUCACUGGCACCGUCACUCCCUCGUCACGCAACUCCUCCACAUCCAGAAAGUCCAAAAGGAGAUUUCCCAACUUCAGUGGCCUUCGCAAGUCUCUCAGCAAAAGGAGAAGUGAGAAACACAGCAAAAGCUCCAUGAACAGCAGGGGGUCGUGUGGGGACCUGGUGGAUGAGCCCGCCGGGGUUUCUCCGUCCGAUUCAGUCGCCUCCAUGCCGUCUUGCCUGCACUUCCCGUGGUUCGCGGAGCGCGGGCGAGAAAAAGCCGCGGACGCCGAGAGAGGCAGGGAGAGACUUCGCUCUGUGUCCAGCAGCAGCUUACCGUACCUGACCACCACCGGUAGACGAGAUCAGAGUAUCGGCUCUCCAGUGGGCAGCUCCAGCAUGGUGGGUCAUGUCUCGGUUCUCUCCGGACACUCUCACACUUUCACCUUUUCCUCCACUGAGACGUUGGACGAUGACCCAGUUCCCAGCAAUAACAACCACCAGUGGCCGAGUCGACCCGUCUCGGAGUGGAACAGCCAGCAGGUGUGCCUGUGGCUAGUCGCCAUGAACAUGGACGAGUACGCGUCAGAGUUCGCCGCCAGAGGCGUGGACGGGCCACAGCUGCUCAACAUGGACAGUGAGAAACUCAAGGCUCUGGGGGUGUGCAGUCAAAGCGACCGGUCCGCCCUCAAGAGGAAGCUGAAGGAGAUGAAGAAAAAAGAGGAAAAAGAACAGAGGAGAGGAGAGAAGAGGCCCAAAGAGGAAAUGGAGAAAGAUAAGAACAAUGUUUUGGAAAAGGAGAGUGAAGACCAAGAGAAGGCGAGGGUGAUGAUGAUGAUGAUGAAGUCUGUACAAGAUGCCAGACUCAGUGGCAAAACCAUAAGAACAGAGUCCCUCUUAUAAAAGGAAAGAGGUGAUAUCUGAGAUACACCACCAGCAUGAGGGCGUGUUUGCAGCUUUAACACGCACAAAAAUACACUUGAAACCAUUUCUAUUUAGUUAAUAGAAACGUCUAGAUCUACUGCACCCAUCCUCACACAUCUCAAAGGCUAUCAUUUAGUAUACAGCAGAACACUGGUUGGUUUUAACUGAUGGAUCUUUAGAGCAGAGGUUACUCAUGCACAAGUUCACACUUGCAGCAAAUGUUUAUUUCCGUAUGUUAUGUACAUGUUAAGUGUGUGUGUGUGACAAGCUACUGUUUCACGGUAACUGUUUAUUUUUUUUUUUAAUCAUGAAUCUUAAAUUAUCCUUUUAGAAUGAUCUUUAAUAUUUAACGAUGUGCUGACUUAAGCACUCAGGUAUUUGCUGUAAAUGCUUUUUUUAUGUAUUAAUAAAUAAUGCUUUAAACUUGC